UCGCUGCUUAGGUCGACUCGAUUUUUCGCAGAUGCCAUCAGUCUUGUCCCGUCAUGCCAUACAUGGCCCGAGUUUAGUUGGGUUCAAACUCGGACCUCAAGAUUCUCCAUGUUCGACUUCCACUUGGAACACUUGAGCGGAACCAAGUCAGCAAGCAGAUAGCCGCAUUGGCACCUCAAAGUCCAGUGGCAUUGCAUUUAAAUGACAGCGCCGACACCUCAGUGCACCGCAGCCCGCCGUUAGGUAGGUAGUCAGUCCCAGCGUCGCAACCCGACCGAGCGACGUCAACGUAGAGGUAAUUUGACUGGGCUGCGUCAGGUUCCAUCUACAAUCUCUCGCCUUCUAUCGGGCCAUUGGCACAUUUGAACCUUGUCGUCCUCCCUCAGUUAAACAAAGUCAAUCAAUUUACCUUUGCUGUUGCCCUCGGCUCUCCUUCACAAUAGUUAUUCCUUCAACGCUGCCACGGGACCUCCGGUUUUUUUUUCCUUUUACUUGGACGUGUGAAGGUCUUUUCUUUCCCCUUUGCCUCAGUGGUUAAAAGUUCCUGAUCGGCGGCGCCUGCGGACUCCUCCAAAAAUCGCGAUCCAUCAUCGAGACCAGGCAACCUAAACGCACCCGCUGCUUUCAUCCAACGGCGCAACUCGACGACAACCAAUUUGUAACUCACUCCAAAGUCCCAUCUUUUGCGACUCCGCCUGCCGCCACCAUGGUGGUCGAUACCGCUUACUAUGACGUCUUGAACGUCAAGCCCACUGCGACUGAGCUCGAGAUCAAGAAGGCCUACCGCAAGCUCGCCAUUGUCCACCAUCCCGACAAGAACCCCGACGACCCUACCGCCCACGAAAGAUUCCAGCAGAUUGGUGAGGCCUACCAAGUAUUGUCCGAUUCUGACCUACGCGCAGCCUACGACAAGUAUGGCAAGGAGUCUGCCCGGCCCACCGAGGGCUUCGUCGAUCCCGCCGAGUUCUUCACAAGUAUCUUUGGUGGUGAGGCCUUCGUGGACUGGAUUGGCGAGAUCAGUUUGAUGAAGGACUUGACUGCCACCAUGGAAAUCAGCAUGGCCGAAAUGGAGGCAGAGGAGGCAGCCGCCGCCGCUGAAGGAGGCGAGUUCCCCGGCACUGACGAGGCCGUCAAGGAAAGCCUCAAGACCGCUGCUGGCGCCACUCCCGCAGACGCCUCCACUUCUGCUCCCCCCAAGGUUGUGGUCGAGGAUGAGGCGUCUGCUGCCCCUGCCGCCGCACCCAAGGCCCCAUCCCCAUCACCUUCGCCAGCGCCUCCUUCAGGCUCGUCCACUCCUCGCAGUGGGAGUCGCAUGCAGAUCCCUAUUCGCCCGGCCUUGAUGGACAGGCCCGCGGACGAGGUUUUACCCGGGACUGAGGAGACCAACACCGACAUCAACAAGAAGGGCAAGGAUAAGAAGAAGGGCGGUCUUUCCAAGGAACAGCGCGAACAACUCGCCGCUUACGAGAAGGAGCGUGCACGUAUUCGUGAGGAGCGCGUCAACACCCUCGCGCAGAAGCUGCUUGACCGUAUCUCCAUAUGGACCGAAACCGACAGGGGCAAGGAUGUCACAACUGCCUUUCAAGAAAAGAUGCGCCUGGAGGUGGAGGAGCUCAAGAUGGAAUCUUUCGGCCUCGAUAUUCUCCACGCCAUCGGUCAAACCUACGUCAGCAAGGCCACGGCUUUGCUACGCAGCCAAAAGUUCUUUGGAAUGGGAGGAUUCCUAAGCCGCAUGAAGGACAAGGGCACUAUGGUCAAGGACACAUGGAAUACCAUCAGCAGCGCUAUUGACGCUCAGCAGAGUAUGGAGGAGAUGGCUCGUAUGGAGCAGCUAGGUGGCGAGGACUGGACUGAGGAGAAAAAGAUGGAGUAUGAGAGGAGAGUCACGGGCAAGAUUUUGACAGCGGCCUGGAGGGGAAGCAAAUUUGAGAUCCAGAGCGUGCUCAGAGAUGUUUGUGACGCGGUACUGAACGACAAGAAAAUUCCUCUGGCGAAGCGGCUGGAAAGAGCCGAAGCGUUGGUGAUUAUUGGUGAAAUUUGCUCAAAGGCUAAGCGCUCUCCGGAGGAAGAAGGCGACUACAUGGCUUUCGAGCAGCUCGUCGCCGAGGCCAACCUGAAGAAGGAAAAGGAGUCCAAGAAGAAGGACAAGGAGAAGAAGAAGCGCCACAGCAGCGAUAAGGGAUCUACUCACUCUGCCCAGGCUGCGGCCACGGCUGCCGACGCGCCCAACGUACCGAAGACCUCGUCAUAGGAAGGCGACUUCUUGGUGUAAUGGUUUGCUGUUCUCUGUGGCUAGGCUUUCCCUUGAUAUACAGGCUCCUUGUUUGAGGACGGAUCCAAAAACGAGAGGAGGCACGGGAGAGAGUGUUGUAUCUCCUUCCCGAGGUGGGGCAUAUAAACGGUCGGCUAUACAGGUCACACUUUUCGCUAAGUGGCAGAGAUUGGGCGACCGGAGGACGCGGUUAGGCGUGAGAAAGAAGCCUUGGGCGGCGAAGGUUUUGUCUUGAAGAUUUACAAGGGACGAUAUCGGUGUGUGUGUAAUAUCAGCGUCGACUGACGGCGUGAGCUGGGGGUAUCUGCAGUGAGACUGAGACAUGCGUGUGUGAAGGUGGGGGAGGACUAAUACCCAAGAUGUGUGCAGGAAAGGAAAAUGAAAAAUAACAGGCCACCCUUGAGAAAUCCAGCUCUGUUCAUCAUCAUCAUCAUCAUCAUCAUCAUCACUGCCACAAACCUUGUGAACCUUGCUUUCCUAUGACUUAUCCUCACGUAGAGCCACGAGAAGAUCCCGACGGGAGGGACAAUCAUCUCAAUGUCUCUGAUUGGUGUCUCGCUGUCUUCAUAUGAUAUGUUUUGGCAAGUUUCCACUAUAGAUAGGAUGCAAUUUACGUUGACCUCUGGACCCC
This is a messenger RNA of Neurospora crassa OR74A, 2903 nucleotides long. RefSeq names its product DnaJ domain-containing protein. The record is from RefSeq and is a predicted model, not a curated record. Lineage: Eukaryota; Fungi; Ascomycota; Sordariomycetes; Sordariales; Sordariaceae. Gene Ontology annotation, cellular component: cytosol. Gene Ontology annotation, biological process: protein import into peroxisome matrix. The transcript has 3 exons. Bases 707 to 2251 code for a protein of 514 amino acids.